AUGAGUACGACUUCCAGUGUACGAGCUGAGUGGAUCUCAGCAGUUACCAGUGCUGCUGGGACAGCUGCAUUUGGUUAUCUAGCUUACAAAAGACUUUAUGUUAAAGAUCAUUGCAACAAAUCUAUGGUAAACCUUCACAUCCAGAAAGACAACCCCAACGUAGUACAUGCUUUCGGCAUGGAGGAUUUGGGAGAUAAACCUGUGUACUGCCACUGCUGGAGGCCCAAAAAGUUCCCACUCUAUGAUGGAUCACACAUAAAACACAAUGAAGAAACUGGUGAUAACGUGGGAGCUCUGAUCAUUAAGGAAAAAAAAAACACUUAA
Messenger RNA from Phacochoerus africanus (Common warthog), 324 nucleotides. RefSeq names its product CDGSH iron-sulfur domain-containing protein 1-like. Lineage: Eukaryota; Metazoa; Chordata; Mammalia; Artiodactyla; Suidae. The transcript has a single exon. Gene Ontology annotation, molecular function: 2 iron, 2 sulfur cluster binding. The coding region runs from base 1 to 324 and encodes 107 amino acids. Gene Ontology annotation, cellular component: mitochondrial outer membrane; intracellular membrane-bounded organelle. Gene Ontology annotation, biological process: regulation of autophagy. The record is from RefSeq and is a predicted model, not a curated record.